Vombatus ursinus (common wombat) is the source of this 2063-nucleotide messenger RNA. It is a transcript of the gene ZNF444, whose product is annotated as zinc finger protein 444. Lineage: Eukaryota; Metazoa; Chordata; Mammalia; Diprotodontia; Vombatidae. The coding region runs from base 617 to 1684 and encodes 355 amino acids. The transcript is spliced from 3 exons. Gene Ontology annotation, biological process: regulation of transcription by RNA polymerase II. Gene Ontology annotation, molecular function: DNA-binding transcription factor activity, RNA polymerase II-specific; RNA polymerase II cis-regulatory region sequence-specific DNA binding. The record is from RefSeq and is a predicted model, not a curated record.
UGCCCCUCCCCCUUCACUGCCCUCCCUUCCACCUGCCCUUCCUCCUUUCCAUGGCCCCGCGUCCUUCUGCUCUUCUCCCUACCUCUCUGCCCUUCCUCCGAUCUUCCUUGAAGCCCCCCAGUUCCCUCCUGGCCUCCCUUCUCCCCUCUUCUUUUUCCAUCUGCACUGUCCUCCCCCCAGGCUCAGUGGAAACUGAGAGCUUGGGUUCGAUUUCUAGCCCCACACUUAAUAGCUGUGUGAACCCGGGCCUCAGUUUCCUUAUCUGUAAUAUGAGGGGGUUGGGCAGCCGGGUCCAAGACCUUUCCUGAUCUGGAUCUGAGAUUUUCAGGCUCACACCCCUGGCAGUGGGGGAGGGGCCCCCUCUGAGAGUGCUGGGGGACCUUGAGCGGGGAGGCCAAUGAGAGGGAGAGCUGGGGAAGGAAAGAGCCGAGGACGCCCCCACCACAGGGGAGCCAGAGCUCAGGUCUAGGGGAAAAGUGUGACCUUUGGGCCUCAGUUUCCUCAAGUGUAAAAAGAAGAGGUUUUUGAGCCCAGCCCCGGGGGCCUGGCACUAACGGGCAACCUCUUCCCCCAGGCUCCAUCCAGCUGCUGCGCCCAGGACAGUGGCAGCCCCUCCAUGGAGGUCACGCCCCCCCUGCUGCCCCCCCAGGGGGCCCCCGUGAAACAGGAAGCCCGCGCUGGGGAGGCCUUGGCCCCUGACUCGCCGUGGUGCCGCUUUCGCCACUUCCACCUGGGGGAUGCUCCUGGCCCUCGAGAAGCCCUGGGCCUGCUCAGGGCCCUGUGCCGGGACUGGCUGCGCCCUGAGAUCCACACCAAGGAACAGAUGCUGGAGCUGCUGGUGCUGGAGCAGUUUCUGAGUGCCCUGCCGGCCGAGAUCCAGGCCUGGGUUCGGGGCCGCAGGCCCGAGACCGGCGAGGAGGCUGUCAGCUUGCUGGAGGAGCUGUGGGGGCCGGUGGCAUCCCAGGAUCAGCCCCAGGAGCUCAGGGGACAGCGAGAGGUGACGGGUGCUGCUGGAGUCCCCACCGGGAAGGAAGAUGGCGGGAUGAUGUCACUAGGAGGCGAGCCACCCUCGGGAGGCAUGAGUGUGAAUGCUGCCCCAGCCCCCGGAGCCUCCUCGGAGCUGCCCCGCCCCUACAAGCAGGAGCCUGGCAGCCCCCCGCCCCUGCCGUCACUGCCCUCCUGCCUGCCCUGCUUCCUGGGCCCAGCAGCGGCCGUGGUGGCUGCGCCCGCGUCAUGCCUUGAGUGUGGCAAGGCCUUCCUGAAGCCCGCCCACUUGCUGAGACACCGGCAGAGCCACUCGGGCGAGAAGCCCCACGCGUGCCCGGAGUGCGGGAAGGCCUUCCGCCGCAAGGAGCACCUGCGACGGCACCGGGGCACCCACCCCGGCCCGCCCCCAGGGACCGGACCCACGCCCCCCCUGGGCCUGUGCGCAGCUCCCCGCCCGGCCCGAGAGAAGCCCCACGCCUGCCGCGACUGUGGCAAGACCUUCUACUGGCGGGAGCACCUGGUGAGGCAUCACAAGACGCACUCCGGGGCGCGGCCUUACGCCUGCUGGCAGUGCGGCAAGGGCUUUGGGCGGCGGGAGCACGUGCUGCGCCACCAGCGCACCCACGGGAGGCCCCCGGCCCCUCCUGGCCCCAGCGCGGUAGGGGGUGGGCCCUUUGCUCCGUGGCCCGUGGGAUAGAGUGCUGGCUGCCCACCUGGCCGUGGGCCGUCACAGGCCGCUCCCUUCUCCUCCUCCUGCCACCCCGGCCCCCAGAUCGGGCCGCUCUCAGGAGGCGAGGAGAGAGCCCCGGAUGUUGGGGCUGACAAGGAGGGAGGGGGAGAAAGGGCCUGAGAAGAGAAGGCCGGGACGCAGGGGCCGGAAGGGGACUGGACGCUGGUGGUGGAGGCCAGAGGCCAAGGGCCAGACUUGGCUGUACCCGGGAGGACGGGCCAGGACAGGUGGACAGUCACCCUUGGCCUGUCCUCACAGGCUGGGAGCAGAUGCCUGCCCCCCACCCCGCCCCAAAAUAGGAUUUGAAGCCAAGAACACAAUAAAAUCAUUGAAGCUGUGUGUAAAA